Pundamilia nyererei is the source of this 1758-nucleotide messenger RNA. RefSeq names its product protein kinase, cAMP-dependent, regulatory, type II, alpha, B (gene prkar2ab). The record is from RefSeq and is a predicted model, not a curated record. Gene Ontology annotation, molecular function: protein kinase A catalytic subunit binding; cAMP binding; cAMP-dependent protein kinase inhibitor activity. The coding region runs from base 126 to 1337 and encodes 403 amino acids. Gene Ontology annotation, biological process: negative regulation of cAMP-dependent protein kinase activity. Gene Ontology annotation, cellular component: cytosol; cAMP-dependent protein kinase complex. Lineage: Eukaryota; Metazoa; Chordata; Actinopteri; Cichliformes; Cichlidae. The transcript is spliced from 10 exons.
GUGUGUUUAUCACAUGCUGAUUGCUGCAUUUUGUUAUUCCUGCCAUCGUAAACUGAGGUUAAUGGAAAAGAAGCUCUUAUAGACUUUUUUUUUCCUCCAUUAAAGCUCCUGACCUUUGAGCCUGAAUGAUGAGCACUGUAGAGAUACCAGCUGGUUUGAAAGAGCUGCUGCAGGGAUACACGGUGGAAGUGCUUCGUCGCAGGCCUCCCAACUUGGCCGAGUUUGCUGUGCAGCAUUUCACACGUAUUCUGGAGAGCCAAAGAAAUGACCAGCAAGACAAGAAACCCAACACUGAGUCUGUGCAGAAAGAAGUCACUUUUGAAUCAGGCACAGAUGAACCCAACAAACAUGAGGAAGAGGAGGAGGAGGAAGAGGAGGAACCGGUCCCCGUUAAGCGCCCCUCUGGAAAAACCAAUCGCAGAACUGCAGUUUGUGCAGAGGCGUACAACCCAGAUGAUGAUGAGGAUGAUGACACAGAGCCUCGGGUUGUGAAUCCCAAAACAGACGAGCAGCGUCGCCGGCUUCAGGACGCAUGCAGAGACAUUUUACUGUUCAAGACAUUAGAGCAGGAGCAGUUCUCUGAGGUUUUAGACGCCAUGUUUGAAGUGUUGGUCAAACCUCAGGAUCACAUCAUAGACCAAGGAGAGGAUGGGGACAAUUUCUACGUCAUAGAGAAAGGUGUCUACGAUAUUUUUGUACAGAAGGACGGUGUGAGCAUUUGUGUUGGAAAAUAUGACAACAAGGGCAGUUUUGGAGAGCUGGCUCUCAUGUACAACACGCCUCGAGCCGCCACAAUCGUGGCGACACAGGACGGAGCCCUGUGGGGCCUGGAUCGAGCCACAUUUCACAGACUGAUUGUGAAAAAUAAUGCAAAGAAGAGAAGGAUGUAUGAGGCCUUCAUUGAAUGCGUUCCUCUUCUGAAGUCUCUUGAGGUUUCUGAGAGAAUGAAGAUUGUUGAUGUUCUGGGAGCUCGAGCAUUCAAAGAUGGAGACCGCAUAAUUACACAGGGUGACAAAGCUGAGUGUUUCUACAUUGUGGAAACAGGAGAAGUGAAGAUUAUGAUAAAAAGCAAAACAAAGGCGAGCCAGCAGGAUAACGCAGAAGUGGAGGUGGCUCGCUGCUCCAGAGGGCAGUACUUUGGGGAGCUGGCGCUGGUCACCAACAAACCUCGUGCAGCAACAGUUUACGCUGUGGGAGAAACCAAAUGUUUAGUAAUUGACAUCCAGGCUUUUGAGCGUUUGCUGGGUCCCUGCAUUGACAUCAUGAAGAGAAACAUCUCCCAGUACGAAGACCAGCUGGUGGCGCUGUUUGGCUCCAGUGAUGAUUUGAAACAAUAGUACACAUUUAAAGUUGCCAGUGUUUUAUAAAUCAAAAAUAGAACCAGUGUAUGUGAUACUUUUAUCUUCCUCUCGAGGUAAAUACGGCUGCCUCAAUUUGAAGUCAUGUUUUGUUUUUUUAAUGUGUUCAAGUUUAAAAUUCACCAUUUUUCAUGUGUGAUUAUGUCAAUACUUGUCCAAACAAAAUUUGAUGCAUAAAAUAAGAUUCAGUCAACUGACUCACGAACAACUCAUCAGACUGCAGCCUGGCUGGUGCAUCAUCUCUGUGUUGGUCAGAUUGACAUGACCAUACAGGACACGUCCCAGUAAGAAAACGCAUGUAAAUAAGUACCUGAAGGUAAACUCACUGCUUUCUGAACCACUCUUGAUGUUAUUAGUAACACUGUAUUUGCUAUGCCACAAUAUAAUAUUAAAAAGAUGG